AUGAGUCUACCACAGAAACAACUAUGCGCCUGGGUGGAAACACCUGGUCCGGAGGCGACGAUAGAAUUCCGGAACAUCGAAGUGCCCACGCCGGGUCCAGGCGAAGUGCUAGUUAAGCUGGAGGUGUCUGGAGUAUGUCAUUCAGAUCAUCAUUCAAUUUAUGGAAAUACGCCAAUGACGGCUCACAUUGCCGGGCAUGAAGGUGUAGGCAUCGUCGUUAUAGUGUCUAUUGACAAAUGGGUCAGAUGGCUUCAUCGCGCAUGCCGCAGAUGUGAAAUUUGCAAAGUGGACUAUACUCACUGUCCAAACCAGGAUAACUCAGGAAGAGUAACCGACGCCGAGUACGUGUUUGAAAUCCCCGCCGAAAUUCCGGCGACAAUAGCCGCCCCGCUACUCUGCGGAGGCAUCACUAUGUACGGCGCUCUUGUGCGAGCUGACCUCAACGCCGGCGAUUUUGUCGUCAUUCCAGGAGCCGGCGGUGGCCUAGGCCAUUUGGGUGUCCAGAUUGCAAGCAGUAUGGGAAUGCAGGUCAUCGCAAUUGACUCGGGCCCGAAUAAGGAAUCCAUUUGUCGGGAUUCUGGGGCCUGUCACUUCUUCGAUUUUCGGCAAAGUGGCUCCUCUCUGGUGGAUGAUGUGCGUUCUGUCACAGGAGGCAUUGGAGCACACGCAGUUCUCUGUAUCACAGGUGCGCCCUCGGCCUAUGAUAGCGCUUUGGCAAUGGUGCGGAGCCUAGGGAAGCUCGUCUGUGUAGGUAUUCCGCCGGCAUCAUACCGGCUCGCAGUGAACCCUUUCGAGAUGCUGGUUCGCGGUCUACGAAUCAUCGGAUCAACUGUGGGUAAUAAAUCACAUAUGUCGUCGUUGAUGGAUCUCGUGCUUCAGGGCAAGGUAAGACCGAAUGUCGAGGUCUAUCAAUUUUCAGAAUUGCCGGAUAUUAUGGACAAGCUGGAACGUGCGACAGUGGUGGGAAGGGCAGUUCUAAGAAUCCAGAACUAA
Molecule: messenger RNA, 993 nt
Organism: Talaromyces proteolyticus
Lineage: Eukaryota; Fungi; Ascomycota; Eurotiomycetes; Eurotiales; Trichocomaceae
Exons: 5
Coding region: 1-993 (330 amino acids)
Molecular function (GO): oxidoreductase activity
Source: RefSeq, a predicted model, not a curated record